CCACCCGGGAAGCUGCUGACCGCGCAGCCGUAUCAGCUGUUCAGCGGCCCGUCGCUGCUCAUCGGCGAGACGCUCAUGGCCAACCGAAAUUUGCCCAACAAAUUCUAAGGUUCUGCAACGUCGUCAAGGGGUCCAAGGAGUCUUCACAAUUCAACAACAACGCUAAAUGCGACAUCUGCGACGACGUUCGGCCGGCUCUUGUCGUUCCCCAACCAAAAACAACCUAUGUAAUUCGUCUCGUGGCCCCGUUUCUAUCCGUCCUCUCCCUCAUUUACGAUGCAACGACACACAAA
Messenger RNA from Mesorhabditis spiculigera, 293 nucleotides. The record is from the annotation of a GenBank genome assembly. Lineage: Eukaryota; Metazoa; Nematoda; Chromadorea; Rhabditida; Rhabditidae.